AUGUCUGCUCCAGCUCCAACCUCUCGCUCUCCAUCGCCCGUCCAGGCACCGCCUGUCCAGCAAACUCCGGGCCCGCGCGCCGCUGCCCUUCAGAAGCUCUAUAACGAUGCUAUAUCACACACGCUCCGGACGUGUAGCUACUCCAACUUCGCCUCGUCCUUCCCGACUCCAGCCAGUCAUGCUCCCGAUGCCAUGAAGCGCCUGCAUACCGACUUUGUCGAGAAGCUAGACCGCACCUGCAAGCUCAACUUUGAUCAGAUCCUACGCGACCGCCAGGUUGUCGCGUCGCUGAACGACCUGGACCGCUUGGUCGACGACGCGAGAAGAAGAAAGACUGCUGCCGAGCAAGCGACAAAUGGCCAGCCAGUACAACCUCCGCUCCCGUACGUCCAAGUCCAAACUCUUUGCACGCGAACAGCAUACUUACNNCCGACUCUCAGACCUCAUACCCUGCCAGCUUCGUCGCUGUACCUUUCACAUCUUGCACCGCUCCUGUCCGACCAGCACGCUUCUCUGUCGGCAAGAUUGAAAACUGCUCAGUCGGAGAACGCCGACCUGGUCGACACGGUCUUGGAACAGCGACGAGAAAUCGAGCGCUUGGUUUCGCAGCUGGAGACGACGAUUGCUGACAUUGAUGCUGCUAAUGAAGCUCUACCCAUUAACGACAUGGAUGUUCUGACCGAAGAAGCCGUCGCCCUGGACAUGGAUCUCAGGACUGCCGGCUGA
Molecule: messenger RNA, 726 nt
Organism: Aureobasidium musti
Lineage: Eukaryota; Fungi; Ascomycota; Dothideomycetes; Dothideales; Saccotheciaceae
Source: the annotation of a GenBank genome assembly